Messenger RNA from Entrophospora sp. SA101, 453 nucleotides. NCBI's taxonomy places the organism in Eukaryota, Fungi, Glomeromycota, Glomeromycetes, Entrophosporales, Entrophosporaceae. The record is from the annotation of a GenBank genome assembly.
AUGCAAACGAAUUUAUUUGGUGGAAUUUUUUUUUCGCUCUGUGUAGCAGCAAGUUGCUUUGGUGCAGCUAAUGGCAGCAUUUUUACAGGCGCAAGAUUAAUAUAUGUUGCAGGACGUGAAGGUUAUUUGCCAACAGUAUUUGGUAAAGUCCAUAAUAAAUGGAAUACGCCUACCGCGGCAUUAAUCAUGCAAGCUGUAUUGACUAUUCUGAUGAUUAUACCUGCAUUAUUCUUGGUGAUAAUGCCAUUUACACGUGUUCCAUUAGAAUCAUUGGCAGCGUUAGGAUUUAUACUUGCUGGAAUUCCAUUUUGGUGCAUCAGAGUUAAAUAUAAAGGUCACUUUAGUGUAAAAGCAUUCAUGGAUUAUUUUGUUAACCUUAGUGAAAUAAUUAAAGAAUGGAAAAAUCAACAACGAUACUUUAAACAAGAAACAAUGGAAAUGACAUCAUUGUAA